This is a messenger RNA of Lampris incognitus (smalleye Pacific opah), 4128 nucleotides long. Its product is annotated as receptor-type tyrosine-protein phosphatase zeta-like. The record is from RefSeq and is a predicted model, not a curated record. NCBI's taxonomy places the organism in Eukaryota, Metazoa, Chordata, Actinopteri, Lampriformes, Lampridae. The coding region runs from base 1 to 4128 and encodes 1375 amino acids. Gene Ontology annotation, biological process: peptidyl-tyrosine dephosphorylation. Gene Ontology annotation, molecular function: protein binding; protein tyrosine phosphatase activity. The transcript has 31 exons.
AUGGCCGCUGCCGCACGUGCGUCGCACUCAGGACGUCAUGCCGUGAGGAAGUGCAUGGAAACCGGUGGCUGGCUGGAAGGUACACUCAGCCAGCAAAACUGGGGAAAGAGGUAUCCGUCCUGUAACAGCGCCAGACAGUCUCCAGUGGACAUUGACGAGACGUUCACUCAGGUCAGACUGCAGUACCAGAACCUACAGCUAGAGGGAUGGGACAAAAAGACAUCCGAGAGCACCACCAUCCGCAACAAUGGGAAGACCGUGGUCAUUAAUGUGGAUGAAGAGUAUUACGUGAGUGGAGGCGGCCUGAGUGCCAGGUUCCGUGUGGGUAGCAUCACCUUCCACUGGGGGCUCUGUAACGCCACCUCGGAUGGAUCAGAGCACAGCCUCAACGGAAUGAAGUAUCCCCUGGAGAUGCAGAUUUAUAGUUAUGACCCUGAUAGCUUCCAGAGUCUGGGCGAGGCCGUCAGAGAUGGAGGCAGGGUGUCUGCUCUGGUGGUGCUGUUUGAGAUCAGCCUGGCGGACAACGAGAGCUUCGACCCCAUAAUAGAAGCCGUCAACUCUGUCAGCAGGUUUGGUAAAAGUGGAGCGGUGGAAGCGUUCACUUUGAGGGCCCUGCUGCCUAACAAUACAGAUAAAUACUACAUCUACAAUGGCUCCCUCACCACCCCGCCCUGCUCAGAGACGGUGGAGUGGAUCGUCUUCAAACACACCUCAGCCAUAUCCGAGACGCAGUUGGAGGUGUUCUGUGAGGUGAUGACCAUGGAGCAGGCAGGGUACGUCAUGUUGACAGAUUACCUUCAGAACAACUUCAGGGAGCAGCAGCAGCAGUUCAUGGGCCAAGUGUUUGCCUCCUACACAGGGGUGGAGGAGGUCCUCACUCCCACCUGUAGCUCAGAGCCAGAGAACGUCAUGGCAGACGCCCAGAAUGACACAACCAUCGUGGUGACGUGGGAGCGUCCACGGGUCGUCUAUGACACCACCAUCGACUGGUACACCGUUACCUAUCAAAGGCUGCAGGGGCGGAGCCAGCCCAAACAGGAGUACCGGACAGACGGCGACCAGGACGUGGGUGCCAUCAUCCCUGGCCUGCUCUCCAACAGCAGUUAUGUAGUUCAGGUGGUGGCCAUGUGCACCAACAGCCUCACAGGACGCUGGAGUGACCAGAUGAUAGUGGACAUGCCCUUGGAGGAUCCUGAGAGUGACUCUGAUCCUGAUGUUGAAGAAGAACAGAAGGUAGAGAACCUGAACCAGGUGGAUUUGGUUCCAGAGGACCAGAAUCCAGUGGAGGAGAUCCCAGUGGAGCAGACCAGAGUUUACCAGAACCAACCUGCAAGGUCUCAGAUCCAUGAAAGAGACCAAUCAAACCAGAACCAACUUGUCACUACUGGCCUUGGUGGUAAAACAGCUUCUAAGCCAGCCCGUCUACCUAAACCCAGACAGGGCAAGAACCCCGCCAUGGACCAAAACAUGAAGAAACCAGACCAGGAUAGACCGGAACUGGUUCCAACCGAAUUGGACCAGAACUGGAUCGACGAGAACCAGAGGGUUCUGCCACAUCGGCCAUUCACCAGCGCCUCCUCUGAGGGCAAUAGCGCUAUCUGGAUCACCAUGGCAACAGAGCAGCCUGGCUUCCUGUUUCCGGUUUCCCGAACGACCGGCCAGCCAACGGCCCGCCGACAGAUCACAGAGGAGGCUUCGCUCUCGGCGCCACAACAGAUUCAUGAUCAUGGUGUGUCGGACCAAAGCGUUGAGAGUGACCCCUCCUCCUCCCCAUCAGACCUCUACAUUACUCCAGUUGAGGACUUUCAGGUCACUGAUGUCUACUAUGAAGACAUGAUUGGCAGCGCUGACAGCACCAGCACCAUGGCUACUACUGCUGUGCCAGCGUCCUCCAGCCCUGCCACUCCUUGGACAAGGGCCGGAACGGAAACUCCCAGCAACACCCUCUCCAGCACAACCUACAAACCCACCACCUCUUCCCUGCACCGGGUGCUGAUGCAUACGACCCAGCCCAUGUUCAAUGAGGGCAGUAACAGCAGUCAUGAGUCUCAGGUGGGGUUGGUUGGAGGCGUGGACAGAGAGAAGAGGACCGUGGUACCUCUGGCGGUGGUCUCCACCCUCACUAUUCUCUGUCUGCUCGUACUGGUUGGCAUUCUCAUCUACUGGAGAAACUGUUUCCAGGCAGCAAAUUUUUAUCAAGAAGACAAUGUGACACCUAAAGCUACGUCUGCUCCUUCUACACCCCUGCUGCUGGCCACAGAUGGCCACGAGGCUCUGACAGUGAAGCAGUUUGUGAAGCACGUUAUGGAGUUGCACAGCACCAACACCUUCUCCAAGGAGUUCGAGGUUGUCAAAGAUUCCUAUGAGGAGGUGCAGGUGUGUACGGUGGACAUGGGCAUCACCACAGACAGCUCCAACCACCCCGACAACAAGAGUAAGAACCGCUACAUCAAUAUACUCGCCUACGACCACAGUCGAGUGAAGCUGUGUAACAGUCUGGACAGAGAUGGAAAAGCAGAAGACUACAUCAACGCCAACUUUGUUGACGGUUACGAGCGAACGAGGGCGUAUAUCGCAUCCCAGGGUCCACUGAGGGCGGGAAGGGAAGACUUCUGGAGAAUGAUCUGGCAGCAGAACGUCGGCCUCAUCAUCAUGAUCACCAACCUCAAAGAGAAAGGACGGAUCAAAUGUGACCAGUACUGGCCUGAGGAGAACCAGGAAGACUACGGUCCAUAUCAGGUCACUCUGAAAAGCACCAACACCCUGGCCUACUACACGUUACGAACCUUCACUGUGAGAGAUACCAGCAACAAGGCACAGCAGAGGUGUGAGGAUCACACAGUUCUCCAAUACCACUACACCCAGUGGCCCGACAUGGGCGUUCCAGAAUACACCCUGCCGGUCCUGUCCUUCAUCAGAACAUCAUCUCGGGCCAGAACGCAUGAGAUGGGACCUGUGCUGGUACACUGCAGUGCUGGUGUGGGCAGAACGGGAACAUACAUAGUGAUAGACAGUAUGCUGCAGCAGAUCCAGGAUCAGGGGACAGUCAACGUCCUUGGCUUCCUUAAACACGUGCGAACACAGAGGAAUUUCCUGGUUCAAACUGAGGAGCAGUAUGUGUUCAUCCAUGAUGUCCUGGUCGAGGCCAUCUUGAGCAGGGAUACUUUCGUGACCUCUGACUUCCUCCAUGCCUACGUGUCAGACCUCCUCAUACCCGGGGCUUUGGGCAGGACACGCAUGGACAAGCAGUUUAAGUUGAUCAGCCAGCGUCAGGCCAAGCAUGCCGACUACAGCACCGCCCUGAGAGACGGCAACGCAGAGAGAAACCGAGCCAGGGCCCUCAUGCCUGUGGAGCGGUCCAGAGUCUGUCUGUGUUCAUCAGAAUCAAACUCCACAGGCUACAUCAACGCCUCCUACGUCAUGGGUCACCAUCACAGUAAGGAGUUCAUCGUGAGUCAGAAGCCUCUGAGCAGCACAGUGGCAGACUUCUGGAGAAUGAUCUGGGAGCACAACGUACACACCAUCAUCUGCCUGCCAGACACACACAAUCAGUGUGAGGAGGAGGAGCCAUGUGUGUACUGGCCCAGUAAAGACCAGCCAAUGAGCUUUGAGGCUUUCUCUGUGUCAUACGCGGUGGAAGAGCACGUCUGCCUGUCCAAUGACGAGAGGCUGUUGGUUCAAGAGUUCAUUCUGAAGUCUACACUGAAUGACUAUGUGUUGGGGGUGCGUCAGUAUAGCGCCCCCUGCUGGCCAAACCCUGACAGUCCCAUCAGGAACAGCUUUGAGCUGGUCAACACAGUCAGAGAGUUCAGCCGGAACACAGACGGACCAACUGUCGUACACGACCCGUCGGGGGGCACCACCGCGGGGCUGUUUUGUGCUCUUACCACCUUGUCCAGUCAGUUAGAAGAGGAGGGAGCCGUGGACGUUUACCAGGUGGCUCGCAUGACCAACCUGAUGAGACCCGGGGUCUUCAAUGAUAUAGAGCAGUAUCAGUAUCUGUACCGGGCCGUGUUGAGUCUGGUGAGCAGUCAGGAGGACCAGCGAGCCCUUCACUCCCCAGAAACCAAUGGAUCCGUACCGCUAGGCGAGACCAACAUCGCCGAGAGCCUGGAGUCACUCAUGUAG